Molecule: messenger RNA, 591 nt
Organism: Rotaria socialis
Lineage: Eukaryota; Metazoa; Rotifera; Eurotatoria; Philodinida; Philodinidae
Source: the annotation of a GenBank genome assembly
AUGCUAAAUAAUCAACGGAUUCGCCAUGAAUCACGUAAAUCGAAAUCAAAAACAUUGCCAAAAGAAAAAUCUACUGUACUCAAUAAUAAAGCGAAUGACAUGCUUGGAAAUGUAUCGAAGCCUGCUAGCUUAGCUGUAUCGUCAAAACAAGGAUCACCUCCAAAAACGACUACUGAAUCUACACAUGAUUGGUCAAAUGAUAAUAUUGGCGACGAUGAUAGUCGAGGUAAUGUCAAUGCACCUCCUGUGGUUCGACGACUUACUCGUCGAGCAGUAGAAGAAAUCAUUGCUACAGAUAUCCCGACCAUACUAAUGGAUGAUGCUGAUGGUGAAAGUACAAUUGAUAUGAAACCAGAAGUAGCUGUUGCUCCGCAAUUUUCUACUAGUCAAGUAGCUUCAUUCAAAGAAAUAGAAAAAGAUUUUGUUCGUCAACGUGUCAGUCAACAUAUUGGUGCUAAAAUUGAUAUUGGCAUUUUAUAUACUGAACUUAAUUUACAAGAAGAAUUCGACGAUGAGGAACUUAAACCAUGGAAUUGGGACAAAAUUUUUGUUGAAAUUCGAAAUGCAAUAACAAAUCCAACUAUUCAAUGA